Molecule: messenger RNA, 1185 nt
Organism: Aureobasidium pullulans EXF-150
Lineage: Eukaryota; Fungi; Ascomycota; Dothideomycetes; Dothideales; Saccotheciaceae
Exons: 7
Coding region: 1-1185 (394 amino acids)
Source: RefSeq, a predicted model, not a curated record
AUGUACUCUCGCUCUUUGCUAUUGCCGUUGGCAUGGUCGGUGUCGUACCUGUCAGGAGUCAAUGCAGACUGUGAAUCCUAUGGUAUUGACUUUGUCAACAAUGGAAAUUACUUUAUCAAUUCGCAGUCCAACCAAUCUUUUACUUCGGUCACAGAAUUUGCGGGAUGUGCGGUAGAUGUAGCAGCCGUGGAACUGGUCAACUGGGACACCGGUGAUGAGUAUCUGUGCUCGGACAUCCCUCUGCAACCUGACGACACUCCCGAAACCUCAACCUGCGAUAUCGAGAAGGAUCAGAUGAAGAGUGGCACAUGGGGUCUCAUCCUCAUCUCGAACAACGGUGUUGACCCGGAUUCACCACCUUUUGCGAACCAAAGAACCUUCUACCUGACUGUUGGCGCACAAGCCACUUCGACCGUUACACCAACAUUGACCUUUAACAUGACAACCACACCAACAAUCACAUCUCAGACUACAUCCUUCAUCGUAAACACCACCACAGUCAACAACUCCAUGACCGUAACCGUGCCUGCAGCAACACGAUACGUGACAAUCACUCCCCUUCCAACCUACACCACAAAGACAAUUUCUCUCACCCGCACUCUCAAGACUUGGACCCGCACAGCCAUCAUCUACACUGCAACCGCAACAGCCAGCUGCACAGUACCUCCACGCCCUCAACAGCCUGACCCGCCAUGCCGCAGAUGGCCUAGACUUAUCAAGGUCCCCGCCGGCGUCAGCAUCAACGGCAAGAGAGAUGAAGAACUCGAGACUUACGCAUCCGUCAAGAAGCGUCUUGCGGAUAUUCGUGCCAGACGUGCUGCCGAUAUCGAUGCAAGGGACUUGGCCAAGAGAACUGCUGAUGCACCUACCGUCACCAUCACUCAGACCACUUUGACAGUCAACCAGACUAACACUUUCACCGCCGCCCCAACUACCGUUACCAACAUUGUUUUGAGUAGCUCAAUCGUGACUACUACACUACCUCCAGCCACGAUCAAGACCGGCUACGCAAAAGCAUACAUCACUCUUCCUCCCAUCACAAAAACCAAGUUCACAGUUAAUACCGCAUACAUCUGGCAAACCAAGACCAUGACCGCCAAGUUUACAAAGGUCACCACCGUCACACCUACUGGUAUCAUGACUGCCUGCAAGAGCAGGGGCGGCCACUUUGGAAACGGUUGGUAG